This is a messenger RNA of Fusarium venenatum, 1398 nucleotides long. RefSeq names its product Bestrophin, RFP-TM, chloride channel-domain-containing protein. NCBI's taxonomy places the organism in Eukaryota, Fungi, Ascomycota, Sordariomycetes, Hypocreales, Nectriaceae. Gene Ontology annotation, molecular function: chloride channel activity. The record is from RefSeq and is a predicted model, not a curated record.
AUGUCCGACGCUGGUGAUUGCGAGUCGCACUCCAAGCCUCACUCUAUGUCCCAAGUCAGAGAGCGAAUACCAGGUCCAAACCACCACACUUCUCCCCCUUCUCCUUCUGUCAAUGCCACCUACCAAACCACACCCGACAAUGGGGGAGAUGACCUCAAUUACUUCAGUGGCCCUCGGGAUCUCCAACGACACUCCAAGUGGCCUCUUGUCCUUCAGCUCCACGGCUCUAUCAUGCCGUCGCUGAUCAUCCCGCUUUUACUCGUUGCUUGUUGGGCAACCGCCAUUACCGUCAUUUCCAAGAAGGUCCAUGAUUUGAGUGUCAAUUCUGUUCUUCUUACCAUUCUUGGUUUUGUAGUUGGUCUGAGUCUUUCAUUCCGGUCAUCUACUGCCUAUGAACGCUACGGUGAGGGCCGCCGAUACUGGGGAACGUUGGCCACUGCGUCCCAGACCCUUGGCCGUGUUAUCUGGAUUCAUGCCGAUGACAGCGGUGCUGGCAACCAGGACCCCCGUGAGAUUCUGAUCAAGAAGCUUGGGGCUCUAAAACUUAUCGCUGGCUAUGCCGUCGCUCUUAAACACACCCUCCGUUUCGAACACUGUGCCAGUCAACCAGACAUGCAGCCAUAUAUUGCGCACCUGACUACCUUCUCUGGAAGGACAGCCGCGCCGACGAAGCGGGCCACGACAUUUGGCAAGUUUGCCGGCCACUAUCUCGGUCUCUCCUUCGCUCAAAGUGAUCCUCGAAAGCAUCUCAAGAGAGCUGAAGAACACCAAGGAAACCUUCCUCUUGAGAUCUUGAACCACUUAGCGAUAGCCCUUGACUCUAUCAUCGGCAACAAACAACUGCCAGUCUCUAUUCACCAGACCAUCGCUUAUAACCAUCUCACCACCCUCAACGACGUCGCUGUCGGUUGCGAUCGUGUCCUAAACACUCCUUUGCCUGUCGCAUACACCAUUGCCAUCAGUCAGAUUACCUUUGUGUAUGUCAUGUUAUUGCCGUUCCAGCUGACCGGUCCACUUGGCUGGAUUGCCAUCCCGGCUACUAUUACAGCGGCCUACAUCAUCUUUGGCUUGUUGUUUAUCGGCCAAGAGAUUGAAAACCCUUUUGGUCAUGAUGUCAAUGAUCUACCGCUAGACGUUUUCUGUGAACAGAUUGCAAACGAUCUUGACAUCACUGCAUCCUUUGAUCGACGCGCAGCUGACCACUUCUUGCUUGGAGGGACGCCGUUACACCCUAUCAGUUCUGAUGUGGGCCACACCUGGAUGGAGUGUAGUGAGGAAAAGCUUAGAGAGUCUAUCAGAAACAAACCUCAUGUUCUGUUCAAUUGGCGACGCCAGGGCCGAAGUAGGCCAUCUCCUACAGGUGGCCAGACUAAGGAAAGUGAUAGAGACAUGGUUUGA